AAGCGCUACACACGUCACUUCCGGGCGGUGAGAGUGAGCAACCAUGGCUGCGUUUUCUGAAAUGGGCGUGAUGCCUGAAAUUGCUCAGGCCGUUGAAGAGAUGGACUGGCUGUUGCCAACCGACAUUCAGGCCGAGUCUGUUCCACUCAUUCUCGGUGGAGGAGAUGUCCUUAUGGCUGCUGAGACAGGGAGCGGCAAAACCGGAGCGUUCAGCAUCCCGUUGAUCCAGAUAGUGUACGAGACGCUGAAGGAUCAGCAGGAGGGGAAAAAGGGUCGCGCCGCAGUGAAGACGGGCGGAGCAGUGUUUAAUAGAUGGCAGAUGAAUCCAUAUGAUAGAAGCCCGGCGUUUGCUAUCGGUCCAGAUGGCCUUUGCUGCCAGAGCAGAGAGUUUAAGGAGUGGCAUGGCUGUCGUUCCACCAGGGCUGUGACCAAGGGGAAAUAUUACUAUGAAGUCAGCUGCCAGGACCAAGGCUUGUGUAGGAUUGGCUGGUCUACUAGCCAGGCUGCCCUGGACCUGGGCACAGACAAGUGUGGCUUCGGAUUCGGCGGGACAGGAAAGAAAUCCAACAACAAGCAGUUCGAUAGCUAUGGAGAGGAAUUUACAAUGCACGACACCAUUGGAUGCUACCUUGACUUGGACAAAGGCCAUGUGUCAUUCUCCAAAAAUGGUAAUGAUCUGGGCCUGGCCUUCGAGGUUCCACAGAACCUGAGGGGUCAGGCCUUCUUUGCUGCUUGUGUACUCAAGAACGCUGAACUGAAGUUUAACUUUGGUGGAGAGCCUUUCAAGAACACACCCAAACGGGACUUUGUGGCUGUGGACCAAGCCCCAGAUGGCCAUGUUGUUAAAACCACCCAGACUGGAAGUGCUAUGGUGAGUCAGGUGAAAUCCAACAGCAAUGCCCCCAGGGCUCUGAUUGUGGAGCCAUCCAAAGAGCUGGCUGAGCAGACCCUCAACAACGUCAACCAGUUUAAGAAAUAUGUCGAAAACCCAAAACUACGAGACUUGCUGAUCAUCGGAGGAGUGGCUGCCAAAGAGCAACUCUCUGUUCUGGAAAGCGGGGUUGAUAUAGUGGUGGGCACCCCAGGCAGACUCGAUGAUCUCAUAUCUACAGGGAAGCUGGAUCUGUCCCAAGUGCGCUUCCUCGUUCUGGAUGAGUGUGAUGGGCUGCUCUCAGCCGGCUACACCGACUUCAUCAUGAGGGUCUACAACAAGAUCCCCCAGGUCACUUCUGAUGGAAAGAGACUGCAGGUGAUUGUGUGUUCAGCCACGCUGCACUCGUUCGAUGUGAAGAAGCUCUCCGAGAAGAUCAUGCACUUCCCCACCUGGGUGGACCUGAAGGGCGAGGACUCUGUCCCAGAGACAGUGCAUCACGUCGUGGUGCCCGUCAACCCCAAGAGCGACCGUCUCUGGGAGAAACUUGGCAAGAACCACAUCAGGACUGAUGAAGUGCACGCCAAAGACAAUACAAGGCCUGGAGCCAACACUCCAGAGAUGUGGUCCGAAGCCAUCAAGAUCCUGAAGGGCGAGUACGCAGUGCGCGCCAUCAAGGAGCAUAAGAUGGACCAGGCCAUCAUCUUCUGCAGGACCAAGAUCGACUGCGACAACAUGGAGCAGCACUUUAUCCAGCAGGGAGGAGGUCCUGAAAAGAGAGGCCAUCAGUUCUCAUGCGUCUGUCUCCAUGGCGACAGGAAGCCGAACGAGCGCAAAUACAACUUGGAGAGGUUUAAGAAACGGGAGGUGAGGUUUCUGAUUUGCACAGACGUGGCAGCCAGAGGAAUCGACAUCCAUGGUGUACCGUACGUAAUAAACGUGACCCUGCCUGAUGAGAAGCAGAAUUACGUGCACCGCAUCGGGAGAGUGGGCAGAGCUGAGAGGAUGGGUCUGGCCAUAUCCCUGGUUGCUAUGGAGAAGGAGAAGGUGUGGUAUCAUGUUUGUGCCAACAGAGGUCGAGGCUGCUAUAACACCAGGUUAAAGGAAGAUGGAGGAUGCACUAUAUGGUACAACGAGAAAGAGUUGCUGGGUGAGAUUGAGGAGCACCUGAAGUGCACCAUUACCCAGUGUGAGCCAGACAUUAAAGUUCCUGUGGACGAGUUCGAUGGCAAGGUCACGUACGGCCAGCGCCGAGCUGCAGGAGGUGGUCUUUAUAAGGGCCACGUCGAUGUACUGGCUCCUACCGUGCAGGAACUGGCUAACUUGGAGCGCGAGGCCCAGACGUCUUUCCUCCACUUAGGCUACCUUCCCAACCAGCUCUUCAAAGCUUUCUGACACGGUUCCCUCAGACGCCAUCAUGGUCGUGUCAGCAUUUCCAGAAAGCCAAAACCAAGUCACAUUUAAUUGGGAGCUCUUUUUGUUUUGUUGGUUUUGCUUACAUGCAUGUAAAAUUGUUUCUCAUUUCUCACAGGCACAGCAGUGCAUUUGUUUGUUCCAAAAUAAGGCAUUUCUUUUGUUAUGCUUAUAAUGAAAUCAGUUGGCAAAAUAAAUCAUUAACUGCAUAACCA
Messenger RNA from Electrophorus electricus (electric eel), 2499 nucleotides. It is a transcript of the gene ddx1, whose product is annotated as DEAD (Asp-Glu-Ala-Asp) box helicase 1. The record is from RefSeq and is a predicted model, not a curated record. Gene Ontology annotation, molecular function: ATP binding; RNA helicase activity; nucleic acid binding. NCBI's taxonomy places the organism in Eukaryota, Metazoa, Chordata, Actinopteri, Gymnotiformes, Gymnotidae.